AUGCGUUCGCUCAGUGUAGUCUUAACGCUUCUACUUGUAGCAGGGGUCAUUUCCAGCACUGAAAAAUGGGACUACGCUUUCAAUGGAGACGAUUGGGAAGAACUUUGCCAAACCGGGGAGAGACAGUCUCCGAUCGACAUCGUCAGGAAGUGGACUUCAUUCAAGCAUGUAGCGACACCCUUGGAACUGAUCAACUACGAUAAAGAAGUUCCGGUUUCAGUGAUAGUUGAUAAAAGCCAUUUCACAGUAAAAGUUAUUCCAGAUCUGAAUAACAGAAUUGCCAUUUCCGGGGGAGGCCUUCGUGGGACAUAUGUACUGCAACAAGUUCACUUUCAUUAUGGGUCAGAACAUCUCAUUGAUUCUCAGAGGUAUGCGUUAGAAGCUCACUUGGUCCAUUACAGAGAAAUCUAUGGCAACCGAACAGAGGCUGCAUUAAAUGAUCCAGAAGGAAUCGCUGUUCUUGGAACUUUAUUCUGUCAAUCCAAAAAGAACUUUAACUUGCAAAAGGUGGUAGAAGCAGUGAACAACCAAGUACAAAACGAUGUAAAAUUAAAUUUUCGAGACUUUUUACCAGAUGAUUUAGAGUUUUACCGUUAUUAUGGAUCGUUGACAACACCUCCCUGUUCAGAAGCUGUGGUAUGGACUGUUUUUAAAAAUAGGGCAUCAGUGUCUAAGCUGCAACUUGAUGGUAUCAAGAGUGCUUUUCCUGAAAAAGUUCGUAACACAUACAGGCAUGUGCAGUCAUUAAAUGGAAGAGAAGUUGAGAGUUGGGAAUUCAAUUCUGAGUUUGCAAACAAAGUUAAUUUUAUAAAGAGUUCCGCAAAUCUAUUGGUGGCAGCUCCUUUAUUUGCACACAAUUUACAUGGCAUAUUUUAAACUAAUAAAUUAUUUUUUAU
Nezara viridula (southern green stink bug) is the source of this 896-nucleotide messenger RNA. The record is from the annotation of a GenBank genome assembly. Lineage: Eukaryota; Metazoa; Arthropoda; Insecta; Hemiptera; Pentatomidae.